Bacillus rossius redtenbacheri is the source of this 1832-nucleotide messenger RNA. RefSeq lists its product as uncharacterized. Lineage: Eukaryota; Metazoa; Arthropoda; Insecta; Phasmatodea; Bacillidae. Bases 630 to 1832 code for a protein of 400 amino acids. The record is from RefSeq and is a predicted model, not a curated record. The transcript has 6 exons.
UUUUAAUUCAAGCUUUACUAAAAUAACUAUAAAGAAUUCAGUGGUAAAACUUUUGCAGAUAAAUCUUCAGACACGGGAGAUAUGACUGUGACCAUUAUUUUAUCUGUAAUCAUUAUUUAUUUAACGUAUUUACAAUUUGAAUUUUAAUAAAUGAGCUGCUACGAAAUUGCGUGAUAUUCAUUUACGAAUUUAAUAAUAUUCGCGUUUUCAUUUGUAAUUCAAACGCCUACAUAUCUGUCGGCUGAAUGAUUGACUUUAUUUUAGUCUUUGGCUUAUUGCAGUCGGACCUAAAGUAAAAACGUAGCUGUAGAAGUUUGAGCAGCGUGCAAGCUCGGAUACGAGGAAUUAUGAAGCGCGCUGGACAGUAGUGACACCUUGCGACAGUUUCCCAAACUUUUUGUAGCCAGUUCUUUCUCCCGUUCCCACCCUGCCUCAGCUGUCUGCUGUUUACGAAGGGGAGACGGGAUUUCGCGGGAAACUGAUAUGAAUGUCAACGUACUCAUUUUCAGUAGAUAAGAGAACGUGUUUGGUCUAGCUCGGCGUGUAAUUGGUAAUUCUCUGUUAUUAUUUAGCACAGUGAUUUAGCUAGAUGUUUUUUGUUGUAAGCGUGAGAUUUAUUCAGGAAUAAAAUGCCAAAGAAACCUCCACCAAGCAGAGUACACAAAAGAACAAAACUAUCGAAAGCCAUUAGAGCGCUUAGAAAAAAGAAUAAAGAAAGGAUAACUUGUGAAGAAUCUCGUACAGACGGCACCGGUUGUGAUGACUCAUUGUUACCAGAGCAGGGGCCAUCUCGUGUACACGAAGUGACAUGUGAAACCUCAACACAACUCGAAACUCAUGAGUACGAGUCUGGAGAAGAAACAAUUCCAGAUAGUGAUGAAUGGUUGCCACAACUAACAGUUACAACAGAACCCGCGGUUGUUGAAAUCACUGGUCGACGAAUAGUAAAUAUUAGUCACUUACUAAAACAACUAACAGAGCUGGCAAAACAUGGCAAUGUUUGCACUCAGGGACAAUACAAGAUUACUUCAGAAAGGAGGGUUGGCGUGAUGAGUUACUUAUAUUACGAGUGUAUAAUGUGUGAGAAAACUGUGACUGUAACAACAGAAGAAGAUACGAGAAAAGAAGAAGUCAACGACGCUUUCGUGUGGGGUGCAUUGUCAGUUGGAAUUGGCCAUUAUCAAAGUCAAGAGAUGAUGGCCAUCUUGGACGUUCCCAUCAUGGAUAAGCGAAAAUGGCAAAGACAUGAAAUUCGUAUUGAAGAGGUCUGGGAAGAAAAACUGGAGACAUACAUGCAAAAAAAUGGAACAGUAGAGAGAAAGAAGGCCUUGGAAAGAGGCCACGUAGACAACGAUGGCGUUCCGUACAUCUCUGUUUAUGUAGACGGUGCAUGGUGUAAGCGAACAUACGGACAUGCUUUCAACGCAGCAUCAGGGGUUGCAUGCAUAAUCGGAGUUGAAACCAAUGGAUUGCUAUUCAUUGGAAUAAAAAAUAAAUAUUGCUACGUAUGUAAUCAGACUAAACCAGGAGAAGAAAGUAAACAACAUUUGUGUUAUAAGAACUUCUCUGGUGCUUCUACUGCGAUGGAACAGGAAAUUUUAGUGCAAGGAUUUUGUGAGAGUGAAAAUAUGCAUGGGUUACGAUAUAAAUUCAUAGUAGGAGAUGGUGAUUCAAGUACCUACGUAAAAAUUCAACAAAACGUAAGCUACGGGAGGCAUGUUGUGAAAAUGGAAUGUGCAAAUCACGCUGUAAAAAACUACACAGGAAAACUGCAUAAAAUUGCAAAGGAUACAGUUCAUCCUAUAUCGGAACGAAAGUGCAGCUCAACCUGA